AUGGAAUUAGCUUUAUGUAGCACACCCAUUGCUAGACGGUGCGCAUAUAUGGGCGCGCAAACCAACGGCGGUCUGCUGAAACCAAUUUGGGACGCUGCGUUCAAGCCUUGGAGGCUCAACAAAGAAUUAAUUGUAAAUUGUAACCUGAUUCCACUAUGCCAAUAUAUAUGGGAGUUAAUUUCUGACCACAAGGCUACUUUUACCACGGUAUCACACCUUCAACUUGGGUUAUGUGUAUUGCUGAGUAAACAAUAUGAGCUUCUAUACCAGAAGUCUAUCAAUUUAUCCCGUUUGUUAACCUCAGGUCAGCAAGAAAAGACCCAAAAUAUCAAAAAACUGACAGAUGCCCCCAAACCCAGUAAAAAAAAUAAUCAUAGAAAGAAGUUGUUAAAGGCACUAGCAGAUAAAGAACGUGUUACAGAUGAAUUGAUACCCAUUGAUAAUGACAUUUUACCCAAAUCUGAAGAUUUGCAAUUGGUGCCGUACACCAUAGAGAUGAUGAGUCUAGUGGAUCAAUCGCAAAAUUUAGCUUCAGAAUCUAACACCAAUGAUAACUACUGGACACUAUUGAUAAACGAGUUAUCAUCACUAAAUGAGGAUGACAAAACAACAUUCAUCGACUCAUUGAUUAAUGAAAAUAAUUGGAGCCUAAAUGAACAGGAUAGGGAUAUUACCUAUCAUUAUGAUGAUUUGGACAACAUUUUUAACGAUCCAUUAUCAGGGGAGAAACUAACACCAGUGCCAUACUUUGCGAAUCUAAACGAUAUCAAUAAAGAUGACAGCGACAAAUUGUCAAUUAUAGAAAUUGAUAAACCAACACGAAAUUUGUAUAGCCGCGAAAAAAAACUUUUAAAGUAUGACAACCACGUGUUUACCCCCAAGGUGCGCAAGAAGAAAAAAUUAUACAUUACAAAUGAUCAACAAACUCUAUUCGAUACAUUCGAAUCAACUGAGAGCUUCUCAAUCACUCCCUUAACCAAGGCAAUAACCGAUUCAAUAAUCAAGACCCCAGCCACAUCACUCAAAGAAUUAACAAAGGUUAAUUCUUUGAAUGAUAAAACAGAAGUAAUCGAACGCGCAUUAUUAAAAUUAGUAGAUGAAGCCGUUACCAAGCAAGACACGUUGGACGAAUGCCACAUCGAAGCGAACAAAUCACAGUGUAUAUUCGAUGAAUAUAUCGAAGUGUCUAAGGAAAAUUUUCUUUAUGAUCUAAUAUCAUCAUCAACUAGGAAGUUGCUUAGUUCCUAUAAUGAGUGUUUGGGGCCGGGAAAGAAGCUGGAUUUUACCACUAUAUCAGAGAAUUAUAAACGCGAAGAGGCAGCGUUAAUGUUUUAUCGCACUUUGCUGCUGGCUAAUGGCGGACUGGUGGACUUACACCAGGAAUAUUCAGAUUAUGCCUUCAAUCCCAUCUACGUUACUACACUCUAA
Messenger RNA from Babesia microti strain RI, 1428 nucleotides. Its product is annotated as conserved Plasmodium protein, unknown function. Gene Ontology annotation, molecular function: protein binding. NCBI's taxonomy places the organism in Eukaryota, Apicomplexa, Aconoidasida, Piroplasmida, Babesiidae. The record is from RefSeq and is a predicted model, not a curated record. Bases 1 to 1428 code for a protein of 475 amino acids. The transcript has 10 exons.